AUGGAUUCCACAAACCCUGCCUUGACUGGUUUUGUUAACCUACUAACCAGUCAACAAGAAAACCAAUACACUUUCCCAACAACCAUCGAGCUUGGAUCAGCCGAACCUAGGUUUAGCCAGUUCACACUUGAAGAACAAAGCGGACCUGGCGAAGAUCGUAAAGUGGUGCGAAGGCAGUGGACACCGACCGAAGAUAAAGUCCUCAUCAGCGCUUGGUUAAAUACAAGCAAGGAUCCGGUGGUGGGAAAUGAUCAGAAGGCCGGACCUUUCUGGAAAAGAAUCCAGAAAUAUUUCAACUCGACUCUCCAACUGGUUGGUGCGAAUGCAAGAGAGUCAACUCAAGUUAAGCAGCGAUGGGGAAGGUUGAAUAACGAAGUCUGUAAAUUUGUCGGGUGCUUUGAAGCAGCAAUGAAGGAGCAAAGUUCGGGGAUGGGCGAAAACGACCUGAUGAAGGCGGCUCACGAAAUUUUCUUCAACGACUACGGUGCCAAGUUUACUCUUGAACACGCCUGGAGAGAGCUGAGACACGAUCAGAAAUGGUGCUCAAACCUGGCUGGUAAUGACGGUGGAAAGGCAAAACGUAGAAAAGUGGACGACAGUUCUCCACAAUCUCCAAGUUGCCAACCAGACAACAUCCCCGAUGAUGUACCCCAGACACGUCCACCAGGGAUUAAGGCUGCCAAGGCGGGCAAAGCCAAAGUGAAGGGAAAUGGUUCAGCGGCUCGUAAAGCAGAGGGAAACCCUGUGGUAGACAUGAAAUCAAUGUGGGAUAUGAAGAGAAUGGACUUAGACAUGAAAGACAAAAUUUCGAAGAGGAGAUUGCUUGAAGGCCUUCUCGUAAAAACUGAACCACUGACUGACAAAGAAUUGGCUCUGAAAGACAUACUCAUUAGCGAGAUGUUGUAG
Eutrema salsugineum is the source of this 906-nucleotide messenger RNA. Its product is annotated as glutathione S-transferase T3-like. Bases 1 to 906 code for a protein of 301 amino acids. Lineage: Eukaryota; Viridiplantae; Streptophyta; Magnoliopsida; Brassicales; Brassicaceae. The transcript has a single exon. The record is from RefSeq and is a predicted model, not a curated record.